CGUACGCACAGCGCCUGCAUUACUGACUGCACGUGCCACUAGAGGGCAGUAUUGUUUCUGUUUCCGCAGUCAGCGCUUCCUAUUUCAGCGGCGGCCUGAUUUGAUGACGUAUAUUGGACGCGCCGGAAGUAAGUCUCGCAAGUGGAAAGCGCCAGGACGCCGUGGUGUUUGUAGUUCUGCUGAGCCGCUCACGAUGGCUCUUACCACGAAACUAGAGAAGAUGGCGGUAGAAUCGCGGGUGACGCAGGAGGAAAUAAAAAAGGAACCGGAGAAGCCCAUAGAUAGGGAGAAGACCUGCCCUCUUCUCUUGAGGGUUUUCACAACAAAUAACGGGAGACACCAUCGGAUGGAUGAAUUUUCAAGGGGAAACGUACCGUCCAGUGAGCUUCAGAUCUAUACCUGGAUGGAUGCCACUCUCAAGGAAUUAACGAGCUUAGUUAAAGAAGUUUACCCAGAUGCUCGGAAAAAAGGAACUCAUUUCAACUUUGCUAUUGUCUAUCCGGAUCCAAAGCGACAAGGCUACAGGGUGAAGGAGAUCGGGAGUACAAUAUCAGGCAGGAAGGGAUCUGAUGACUCCAUGACACUUCAAUCACAGAGAUUUCAGAUCGGAGAUUAUCUGGACAUUACAAUUACACCUCCAAACAGAGCUCCGCCUCCUCCAGGCCGCAUGAGACCCUAUUAAUAUACAUUUGAAAAACAUUAUUUUUUUUUAAGUGGACUUUUUGGUAUUGUGAUAUCUGUUUUAAGGUCCUGAAAAAAGCAACGAUUUUCAGUUUCAAUUCAUUUGAUUUUCUGCAUUUUAGAAUCUUAUAAAGUGUUUUUUUAUUUU
This is a messenger RNA of Xenopus laevis (African clawed frog), 829 nucleotides long. RefSeq names its product Sin3A associated protein 18kDa S homeolog (gene sap18.S). Gene Ontology annotation, biological process: negative regulation of DNA-templated transcription. Gene Ontology annotation, molecular function: transcription corepressor activity. The record is from RefSeq and is marked provisional. Gene Ontology annotation, cellular component: nucleus. Lineage: Eukaryota; Metazoa; Chordata; Amphibia; Anura; Pipidae.